AUGGCUACUCCGCAGCAAUUGCGCGGUCGCUACGCUCACGCCCCCGGCCCUACGUUCCUCGCAUACACGCCGAACGGCAACAAGCUGAUCACAGCCGGUGUCGAUAACUUUUGCCGUGUCUUCACUACGGGAUCUGACGGAGAGCCCUCCAACAUCGACGACUGUCAAGAAAAUAAUCUGUCUAUUGCAGCUGGAGACGGAUUCUUCAUUACUGGAGCUGAAGAUGGGACGGUAAACAAAUACUCUAUUGGGAGUAGUGAUGGCGGAGACAUACUCUGGAGAAGCACACUUCCUGUUAGAGAUGUAGCGCUGAGUCCAGACGGACAAUGGGUUGCGGUCGCGAGCGAUGAGCUCGUUGUGUAUAUCAUAAACACGAAAGAUAUACAAAUAGUCAAGCGCCUCCGCGACCAGAACCGCUCCGUCAAACAUGUCUCCUUCAACAAGGGCGGCACGCAACUUGCUGUGUCCUGCGUGGACGGCAGCAUCUAUAUCUACUCGAUAGAUUCAGAACAACCGAAGCUUGUGCAAAAGGUGGACGAUAUGAUCAAGAGAUUGGAACCAGAGGCAGAGUCUAGCGCGAAGGUUCUGUGGCAUCCGGAUGGGAGAGCAUUUGCAACUCCAACCGCUCUUCGCGAAGUACAAGUCAUGUCAACGAACGAUUGGGAGAAGCAGAAGACCUUCAAGACCGAGCAUACGUCAGACAUUACUGCAGUAGCAUGGUCACCUAACGGCGCUCUCCUAGCCACAACUUCGAGCGACCUGACACUAUGCCUCUGGGACGCAAAGACGCAGAGCAUACUGAAGAAGUACGACGACAUCAAGGCUACCAUUCUAGCCAUGGCAUGGCAUCCCACUGAGAACAUCCUCUCCUACACCAACACCGAGGGCCAUCUGUAUAUUCAUACCGACUUCGUUCCUCAAGAGCACGAGGGCUUCCUGCAAAAGCCUGUGCAACCUGCCCCGUUCUUUCACGACCCUUCAGAAGGUCGUUCGAACGACCCAACGUCUAAGCUCACAAACGGCACAAAACAUGUUCUGCCCGAACGUCGGGCCAGAGCCGGCAGUGCAGACAGUCUCGAUGAUCUCUUAGGUGACGAGUUCAGAGACGACGAUGAAGAUAUGCCUGAUGAAGCGGAUGAUGGCUUUGUGAUCGAUGACGACGGUGCUGGCUACACUAACGGACACGGAAAGCGAACAAAUGGUCACUUAGAGCCUCUUGAAUCCAUUAGUAAACGACGUCCUACUGCUCCUGCUUUCCAGCCUCAGAUCCACGAACCUUUCCAACCUGGCGGAACUCCUUGGCGCGGUAACCGGCGCCUUUUGUGCUGUUCGCUUAUUGGCUACGUGUCUACUAUAAGUCAAGAAGGCACACAUUACACAGCUGAAGUCAAGUUCUACGACGAACAAGCGCACCACAACUUCAAAUUUACCGACGUCUUCGGCUAUGAUAAAGCUGCGCUGACUGAGCACGGCACAUUGUUUAGCUGCCAACCGAAAGAUGACACUCCUGCUAUGAUCUACUACAGGCCACACGAAACAUGGACGAACCGGGCAGAUUGGCGCACGAACUUGCCGGCUGAUGAGUCUAUCACUGCCAUUGCACUGUCAGAAUCAUAUGUCGUUGUGACGACAAGCGCGAAUUAUGUCCGAAUCUACUCGCUCUUCGGCCUACCCAUCCGCGUCUACCGACAGAAGGCAUCGCCUACAGUAACAUGUGCGGCAUGGCGUGACUACGUUCUGACUAUCGGCAACGGUCCUGUCGGCGGAGAUGGCACGUCUCAGCUAUUGUACACGAUCGAAAACGUGAAGCGCGACGAGAUAUACCAGUCCGAAGAUAUCGUAGCGCUUCCACCCAACACUACUCUGACAUCAGUCUUCUUCUCUGCAGACGGCGAUCCAUACAUAUACGAUUCUGAUGGUGUCUUGCUGACGCUCCUGCACUGGCGCACGAACGGCCAAGCAAGAUGGGUACCCAUGUUAGACACGAAGUGUCUGUCGCGGAGAGCAGGUGGCGGAAAGCAGGAGAGUUACUGGCCGGUUUGCGUUUCUCGGGAUGCAGACGGUAAGCACGUCUUCCAUUGCAUGAUCAUCAAAGGAAGCGAAAAGCACCCUACCAACCCGCCACCAAUGCUGAGCGAGUUCGCGCUCGAGAUCCCUCUGUCGUCUUCAAUCGACAAGAGCCGAGAAGGAAAGGACCGGGACGUGGACGCAAUGUUCGAUGACGAGGAGGACAGCGCUGCUAAGAAGCCGGAAAACAAACAGCAGCAACACGAACAAGACUUUGUUCUCUCUUCUGCGCUUCAUGCGCAGCUCUCAGAUUCGUUAUCCCACACACGGCCCACAGCCCAUCAAAAACAAGAUCUGGUCAGUCUGGAAGUCCAGAUCGACCGAUCGCUGUUGCAACUCCUGGGCCUAGAGUGUCUUGCGGGCGAAGAUAGGGGUAUGAAGGCACUGGAGCUUGUAACGCUGAUGCACGAUGCAAAUGGCAAGAUGCUCGAUCUCGCUGGAAAGGUCGCGCAGAGAUAUGGCAGGGACAUGCUUGGAGAGAAGAUACAGGAACUGGCAGAAAAGAAGCUUUUAGCGGGUGCCGAGGAAGAGGAGGAUUUUUGA
Didymosphaeria variabile is the source of this 2610-nucleotide messenger RNA. It is a transcript of the gene mcl1, whose product is annotated as DNA polymerase alpha accessory factor Mcl1. Gene Ontology annotation, cellular component: nuclear replication fork. NCBI's taxonomy places the organism in Eukaryota, Fungi, Ascomycota, Dothideomycetes, Pleosporales, Didymosphaeriaceae. The coding region runs from base 1 to 2610 and encodes 869 amino acids. Gene Ontology annotation, biological process: DNA repair; DNA-templated DNA replication; mitotic cell cycle. The record is from RefSeq and is a predicted model, not a curated record. Gene Ontology annotation, molecular function: protein binding; chromatin binding. The transcript has 4 exons.